Molecule: messenger RNA, 2076 nt
Organism: Alternaria infectoria
Lineage: Eukaryota; Fungi; Ascomycota; Dothideomycetes; Pleosporales; Pleosporaceae
Exons: 2
Coding region: 1-2076 (691 amino acids)
Biological process (GO): exocytosis; intracellular protein localization; Golgi to plasma membrane transport
Cellular component (GO): exocyst
Source: RefSeq, a predicted model, not a curated record
AUGUCAGAGAAACAGAAGGGCAUCUCCCUCCGCAAGAAGCGGGGGGACAAGAGCAAGAAGAACGCGCCGCCGCCCACCAUCAGCGCGCCGCGACAGAUUAGUGCGCCCAUGCCCGCAGGCGUCGCUGCUGCCGCCGCCGCUUCACUCCCAAGCUCCGGGCGCCCUUCGAACGAAUCCAGCCGAUCGAGGACCAGACAGGAUGGCCCUCCAUCACAGCCAAGACCGCAGCGGCCAGAUAAAACGGCGGAUCUCGUCAAGAGGAGGUACUCCCAGAAGAUCACGACGCUGCCUAGCGACUUCGGGAAUGGCGAGCCUAUGCCGCAGAUGCCACAAAUGCCUGUUCAGUACAGAGAGAAGAGCCAGACGAGAGAGGGACGGCCGCCCGGAAGCUCCAAUGGACGGGUCCUGCAAGUCGACCCGCGCGCAUUGCGGGAUCCCAACCUGGAAGUAGAGCGAUAUGUAUCAACUAUCCUCGCAGACGCCUCUGAAGCAGACAUCAGCCGCUACCAGGACGAGCUGCGCAAGACAAAGCAUCGUACAUCGCUCGACCUCCAGCACAACGUAUACCAAAACCGCACACAGUUUAUCAAGAUCAGUAAAGAAGCAGAGAAGCUCAAGGGCGAAAUGCGGACGCUUCGUCAGUUGAUGUCUGACCUGACAACUACCCUGGAGCAGACAGCAUCAGCUACGGGUGCCGCCAAUGACACCGCGAGCUCGCGAAGAGCUAACCGAAGUUCGAUCGGAGAUCUCAAUCAAUUGCGCGCAGGCCAGCUACAGCAGCUUUACAGGGACGUUGAGGGCUCGCAAAAGUAUCUACCACCUAUCCCCGGACGAUAUAUCGUGUGGAAGUCAACGAGAUGGUUCGAACUGGACUCUGCAACGCUCAAGGCAAGACGAAGAGUGAGACUACUACUACUGAAUGAUCAUCUCCUUAUCGCAUCAGAGAAAAAGGCACGCAACGAUGUUCCCGGACAGCGUGACGGCAACAGAGCGAAUAUGGAGUUUACUGCCCAGCGAUGUUUUCCCCUACAAGAUACCCAGGUGAUUAGGACGCCGGAAGAGCGCAUCAUCAUACGCGCUGGCUCCGAAUCUUUCACAUACGACACCAAGAAGGAAGACAGUGGUGACAAGUCCGCUUUCGUGGCUACUUUUCGCAAGACCAAGGAUGACCUGCGCAAGAGCCAAGAAGCGGACGUACAGGAGAAAGACCGAACGCAAGACUCCUAUAGCCACCUUCUUUCACGCGACCCGGCUUUCAUGAACAGGACAGAGUUGUUAGACAAUCUCUCAGACGGCAUCAACAACGAACAAGUCAGUACUUUUGUUGAUAUUGACGGACAACAGCGCAAUAUCCGGUGGGUAGAAAGUCAACUAGACGAUUUAGACAUUGAGAUCGCGCUUCAACAUUUCCAGGAGGCAGUCCUGAAAGUGGAUCGGCUCAAGGCACUUGCAAAGAACAUUAGAAGCAAUGAGAUGGCCAAGACAAUCGUCACCUAUAAGGUCAAUGAGCGCGCUGCGAAGCUCGCGAAUGUUUUGGUCAAGCACAUGGUAGAGCACAACAACUGGUUCACCUCUGUCAGGCAACACGUGAGUUGGGUAGUCCAACUAGGCUUCGAAGACCGCGCACGAGAAGCCUAUCUGGAAGCGCGCGGUAACCUGAUCAGAACUCGCACGCGGUAUGUCUCCACUCCACCAAAGUCCAAAUCAUCCACUGACCCUUUCAGGCAAUGCAUAUUCGAAGGCAAUCUCCCAGACUAUAUCUUCCAGAUCUCCUACAUCUAUUUCACCAUCAUCAAGAACACCGUCGACAUGUAUCAGAAGUGCUUCCCACAACAGCUCAUGUCCGCGUGCGUCAAGUGGUCAAAAGAGCACAUCGACCAAUUCAACAUACUAUUAAAAAGGCAGCUAAGUAGCGUGGAUGAAGGCGGCAAUGUGUGGAACGAGUGCUUGAGAUUGGCACAUGAACAUGCUGAGAUGCUGAGGGAGGUUGGACUGGAUUUCACUGAGUUGGUUGGGAAUGGAAUCAGUGAACAGGACGGCGAAGAAGACCAGCCUGUAGGUUUAGGAGUGUCUUAA